Messenger RNA from Aspergillus puulaauensis, 1287 nucleotides. Its product is annotated as adaptin-binding domain-containing protein. Gene Ontology annotation, molecular function: protein-macromolecule adaptor activity. The transcript has 3 exons. Gene Ontology annotation, biological process: vesicle-mediated transport. The record is from RefSeq and is a predicted model, not a curated record. Lineage: Eukaryota; Fungi; Ascomycota; Eurotiomycetes; Eurotiales; Aspergillaceae. The coding region runs from base 1 to 1287 and encodes 428 amino acids.
AUGUCAUCCACAGAGCCAAAAGACAAAUCCAACUCGAAAGAAGAAAUCCGCAACCCCCGCCGCCUCCUCAUCCUCUCGCCCUCCUCACAUGCACACUCUAUUAUCCCUGCCCUCUUAAAGACUCUCACGGGACACGCACCAGACGAAACACAGAUCCAGACACAGAGUUUCGCCGGCUACACGACGCACCCGCCACUCCGGAUCGAGAACCGGUAUUACACCGCUGAAGUCCCAGUUUGGGUUGAUGAGAUCCCAGCCAUUGUAGAGGGAGAUAAAUCAGCAACAAAACAAGAACCAGAACCAGAACCAGAGUCUAAAUCACAAUCGAAACCGGGAGAGGGUAAAGAAAAAGAAGAGGCCGCCAGCUCUGGAUUAGAACAAGAACUGGGUGCUUCAGCAGCUUCAACAGGAGAAGAUGAUCCCUCGGCGCACUGGUCUCGCGAGUUCUCCGGCUCCGAGGCGCGCGUUGUGCGCGAUGCAAUUGGUGCUGUUAUGAUCUGUAUCCGGAACCCGGGUCCGGUUGCGACUCCGGUGCCUGGUUCUACAGAGACGGGGGCGGUUGAGGAUUCCGAGGAAAUGCGUGCAUUAAAAGCGUUUGUCACUGCUGUUGGGGGCGUGCGCGCGCUGAUUGAGGAGGAGCGCGGGGAAGUCGGCUCUGUGCCUGGUUUAUUGAUUCUGGGUGAUAAACAGAAGAAAGAGAAGAAUGGUGGAAAGCAGAAGGAAGUGGAUGCGGAUGUGAAUGAGCUUGACGGUACUCUGGAUGAACCAUUCUCUAUUAGCUGGUGGGAAGAUCAGCUGUGCGAGAUGGGACUAAUAGGGUUCGAGGUUGUUAAAUGGGACGGAACACCGAUUGAGCAGGAGGGGGAGGAGAGGAAUGAAUAUGGAGAGCUCCAAGGUAUGCGCCGAGUAAAGGAAGUGCUCGAGACGCACGAGUGGGCUGGAGAUGAGGAGCCCGACCCGGGUCUCCCAGAUGACGUUGACGAUCUAGAGCGCGAGCUUCUGAGCAUGGACGAGAAAGACAGUGGAUUUAACAAGGAAGUGGACGAGCUCGAGCGGGAGAUGGUAGGACUGCGCUUCGCCAUAGAACGUGGAGGUGGAGAUGCGGCGGAUAAUGACGAUGGAUGGGACGAUGACGAGCGUGAAGGAGACGAGGAGAUGCGAGUGGAGUCUGUCGAGGCGCUCUUGACCCGCAUGCGAGCUAUAAAAGAUAUGAGUGAUGAAUUACCGGAACAAGACAGGAAGCGCUUCGCGGCGAAGGCAGUGCGGGAUAUCAUGAAGGAGAUUUAG